AUGAAAAAAAAUGGUUUAGUAUUUAUCGAACGUGAGCCUGCAAAACGAGUUAUUCUCUAUCCCACACUACAUCAACAGCAAACACAAAAUAAUAAUGCUUUGUCUCUAACAAGAUCUAAAACAGCUGAUCAUUUUUCAAAUCAAACAGUAUCAGCUUCAAUAUCUUUAACAACAACAAAUCAUCUUAAAUAUGCUGGUUCUAAUCAAAACACCCUUACUCGACCGUUGUCCAAAGACGAUCAGUUUCUGGUUGAUACGAACGUCCCACAAGUAUAUCGUCAACAAACAGCACCACAUUUCAGUCAGUUGAAUGGCCAAAAUAAAAGUGUUUCACGAAAUAAUCCAUAUUAUUCAAAUCCAUUUUUUCGUCCGAAAGUGGUUGUUGAACAAAAAGAUACGGUGCCGCUCUCCUCAGGUGACACAAAUAAAAAUUCUACCUCGUUAAUAACAAACACUACUCUCUACACGACAACAAAUGGGAUAGUUUCAUGGAAUCAAAAUAAUGCAACAUCAAGAGUCGAUAAUAGAAAGCAAAAUAAUGUGUAUAAUAUGCAAAAUAACGCGAAUACCAGCAACUUGCUUGUUUUAAAUGGUCAAUCGGCGUUAUCACAACGCACUACAUCGCCGCAUGAUGAAAUAGCAAAUACGACUCCAGUCGUACUUAAUGAUAAUACUGUCGUUCAUGAUCUUAAUCGUUGGGCUGAAGCAGUGUCAGCGACACCGAGACAUGAUGUGUCGGCGAGUUCGGAGAAGGAGCGCACGAUGACAACCAAACCAAAUAUUGACAAGGAAACUAUCGGUCGUGCUAAUUCUUCAUCAAGUUCUGUUCUCUUUUCUCUUGAUACAUGGCGUGGUCCGCAGAGUCAUUCGACAAUAAUGAAUGAUCUUGUACAUUAUCAACAACGUGAUUUCCGAAAUGGUUAUAUGGCAUCAACAACCUUAGCAACUACAAACUCUUCUUCAUCGUCGACUCCUAAUUCUGCAGUUUCUCAUGAACAACAGCAAUCGAUACAACAACAACCUAGUGCGCUGAGUCAAAACUGGAAAUCGGCGCUGGCUGCUAAAUUUCAACAAAAUGCUCGUUUGCCAGCUGCAAAACUGUUUACAACAAAAACAAACUUUUCGAAUUUGGCAAAAAUUGAUACACCAUUCAAAGGUGAUAGAGGUAUCCUGUUUAAUCAUAACAAAGAUGAUACAAUGAAAAAUCAAUCACAAUUAUUACCCGUCAACGAUAGUGUAGUAACGAGUUUGAUAAAACCAGUUGCAGAUAAUUCGAAGAUUCAAACUAAACAAGUUGUUGAAACCGUCAAAGAUAGCAUUGCUGUAUCGUCACCAGUGCAUAACAACACUAUUAAGAAUCUCGUUCAAGAAAAAUUGCCUGUUCAACAAACGAACGUGGAGAAUAUGCCAAAAUCAACUGCAAAUUUAGAUCAACAACGAGCAAUUAUCACUAGAGUAAUGAUCCGACGCGAUUUUGUUAAAACAAACGAACCAAAAGUAACGCUACCAACAACAAAUGUUCGCUCAUCAUCAGUACCUGGAAGAAGUUCAAAUAAUGUAACUCAAUUGACAACAACUGUAGAUAACUAUAAUAACAACAAUAAUAAUAAUAUUAGUAAUAAUAAUAACAAUAAUAAUAAUAAUAUUAAUAAUAAUAAUAAUAAUGGUAACAAUAUCCGUAUUAAUAAUAGUCAAAUGAAAGGUAUUUUUACAAUACCACCAAAAAAUGGUGCUAAAACUCUUACAUCAAUCGAUACUAAUAAAGUGGAAAUACAAAACUCAUCAAGUGCAAUAAUUCGUUCAAAUAGUGCCGUAGCAGAUAGCGAACAAAGGCGAAAGGGACAAGAUAUAAGAAGGAACUGGAGUGCAUCCGUUACAUCAAUAAAUGGAGAACAUUUACAACGACGUUAUCAACAACAACAUACUGUUUCUCCUCCAACACGAUAUACCACAACAAUUGAUCAAACAACAGCAUUAAUGGAACAAAUAAAAAGUCGUCCGCAACCAAAAUCAACAGCGUUUGUAUCUUAUCCAUUUAGCAAAACGACAAGGCAAACAUCGAGUAAUACAACAUUAAUAUCAUUACCAUCAACAUUUAAAAAACUAGAUCGAAUUGAAGAACCAUUAAAACGAACGUUGAAACCCCAUGAACUCUGCUAUCAAUUAAAUUUGAAAUUAGAAUAUCUUAUUCUUAAUCGACUAAUUGAUAGAAGUCGUGUUAUCGUUAGUCGUACAUCAUCUGUAUUAUCAAACAGAGUAUCACCAACGCUGCUACAAUCAGCCAACACAACAUCUCGUACAGUUAUUAAAAAUGGAACGAAACAAAAUGAUUUGCUAACAACAGCUCUGUUAUUUUCAAAUAAUAGUGGACAUUUAUCAAUAGAUUCACAAUCAACAUUGAUAAUGAAUAAUGAUGAGAUGGAGAAAGAUUCAUGGAUAGAUGAAGGCAUGGAAGAAAUGGUAGAAGAACAAAAUAUUAUUAUUAGCAAGGCAAUUGAUGGGGAAAAUGAAGAGAAAGUUGAAGAUGAAGAAGAUGAAGGGGAAAAUGAGGAAGAAUCAGUAAAAUCUUCUGAAAGCGACGGUGAUACAGACACGUACAAUGCACUUGAUCCUCACGUGCUUGUAUCAGAUAAAGUUCGUCGUGUGGGCAAUAUGGAUGUUAGAACAGGACUCAUUCCAAGUAUAUUUAUAAAUAUACCACCGACAAUUCGAUUUGGAACAGAAAAUCAACGAAUUGAUCCGUUACCAGCACCACUCAAAAAAAUGAUGAAAUGGAAGAUGUCAACCAUUACACCAAACAUUGUUAAAAAUACUGUAACGAGAUCUGGAUUUCGUCUUAUAAACGCUGACGAGGGAAAUGAUUGGCUUGGUACAUGGUCACGGCAUAUGAAACCGCCAUGCUUCCGAGCAAUACGCGAAUUUCAAAAAGUAAAUCAUUUUCCUGGUUCAUUUCAAAUUGGUCGUAAAGAUCGUUUAUGGCGAAAUUUAUCGCAUAUGCAAGCGAUACAUUCGAAACGAGAAUUUGAUUUUGUACCACAAACAUUUGUUUUACCAGCCGAUUUAUUAUUAUUAAAACGUAUAUUCGAUGAAACAACCGACUCCCGAGAAUGUAAAUGGAUUAUUAAGCCGCCAGCUAGCGCCCGUGGUCAAGGAAUUCGAGUUAUUAGUAAAUUAGAUCAUGUACCAAAAAAACGUCCAGUUGUGGUACAAAAAUAUAUAGCUAAUCCAUAUUUAAUUAAUGGACAUAAAUUUGACUUACGAUUGUAUGUUUAUGUCACAAGUCAUGAUCCUCUAAGAAUUUAUCUUUAUGAAGAUGGUUUAGCUCGUUUUGCAUCACGAAAAUAUUCACCAUCAAUGAAAUCAUUAGGUGAUAGAUUUAUGCACUUAACAAAUUAUAGUAUUAACAGAUAUAACAGCGAAUAUAAAUCAAAUAAUGAUCAUGGUGCAUGUGCAGGACAUAAAUGGAGUCUAAAAGCAUUGUGGACUUAUUUGAAGAAACGAGAUAUUGAUGUUGUGGAUGUGUGGGAACGGAUUAAAGAUUUGAUUAUUAAAACAAUCAUAAGUGCUGAUGCUUAUGUUAACGUUUUGGUGAAAGCUAAUGUGAAAAGAAAAUUUAGUGUACAUGAAUUAUUUGGAUUUGAUGUUAUUUUGGAUGAACAAUGUAAACCAUGGAUUGUAGAAGUGAACAUUUCUCCCUCUUUACAUUCCAAUUCACCGCUUGAUGUUAGCGUUAAAGGAUCUAUGAUAGCUGAUCUACUCAAUUUAUCCGGUUUUCAGAUACCCGAUAGACGCGAUGUACUCUCUGAUACAAGUGUCAGAAAAAAAGCACGUCUACCUAAAAGUCUUAUAUUUGACAAACGAAUAUUAGCACAAACAUUAUCAACCGAUGAAAAACUAAAACAUCAAUAUUUUAUACAACGGUAUAAUGAUGAACAAGCACGAAAAUCCAUAUUAGAUAUGUUCACACCUGAUGAUAUUCGUCUAUUAACGGAAACAGAAGAUGAAUAUGCGAGACGAGGUUCAUUUGAACGCAUUUAUCCAACGCAUCAAACACGAAAAUAUUUAAAAUAUUUUGAAACACCAAGGUAUUAUAAUUUACUUUUAAAUGAAUGGAUUACAAAAUAUUAUCGACUUGAAGAACGAGGUAUAUCACUUUUAAAUAGUUUUUGCAAAAAAUUAAUUCAUAUUCAAAAUCCAGCAGAAAUUUCUGCUCAUUUAUGGGCACAUAACCAAAAACAAUGGCAAACAUCGAAUAGUCAUCGUGAUACUGACAAUGGAGAUUGA
Molecule: messenger RNA, 4284 nt
Organism: Didymodactylos carnosus
Lineage: Eukaryota; Metazoa; Rotifera; Eurotatoria; Philodinida; Philodinidae
Source: the annotation of a GenBank genome assembly